Pseudoliparis swirei is the source of this 5829-nucleotide messenger RNA. Its product is annotated as gamma-aminobutyric acid receptor subunit rho-2-like. Bases 81 to 1325 code for a protein of 414 amino acids. Gene Ontology annotation, biological process: signal transduction; monoatomic ion transmembrane transport; regulation of membrane potential. Gene Ontology annotation, cellular component: neuron projection; membrane; GABA-A receptor complex. Lineage: Eukaryota; Metazoa; Chordata; Actinopteri; Perciformes; Liparidae. The transcript is spliced from 9 exons. Gene Ontology annotation, molecular function: GABA-A receptor activity; extracellular ligand-gated monoatomic ion channel activity; neurotransmitter receptor activity. The record is from RefSeq and is a predicted model, not a curated record.
GACGCGUCCAGCUGCUGAGAGGCCAUGCGCUGCCGGCCGAGGGGCGUUCAGGGACUCACCUGUGGAUCCGCGCCGCCAACAUGCCCGACGUGAGCAGACCGCUGCUGCUGCUGCUGUGCCUGGUGCUGACCGGGGAGUGCCGCCAGCACGGCCACCGCGUGCGGAGAUGGACCGGCACCGCGGAGACCCAGAAGCUUGGCACCUCCUUGGUGAAGAAGCCUCCAGAUGUGACCAAAGCUCGCAAGACAAAGACGGAGAACCUGCUCAAAGUGGACGAGCACGACUUCACCAUGCGGCCGGCGUUCACAGGCCCGGCCAUCCCGGUGGGAGUGGACGUUCAGGUGGAGAGCUUGGACAGCAUCUCUGAGGUUGAUAUGGCUCAGUCCUCAUGGGUGACGGUGACGGCAGCCUGUAACAUGGACUUCAGCCGCUUUCCUCUGGACUCUCAGACCUGCUCACUGGAACUCGAGAGCUACGCCUACACGGAUGAAGACCUGAUGCUCUACUGGAAGAGCGGCGACGAGUCGCUCAGCACCGACGACCGGAUCUCUCUGUCCCAGUUCCUCAUCCAGAAGUUCCACGCCACGUCUCGCCUGGCCUUCUACAGCAGCACAGGCUGGUACAACCGUCUCUACAUCAACUUCACGCUGCGGCGCCACAUCUUCUUCUUCCUGCUGCAGACGUACUUUCCCGCCACGCUCAUGGUGAUGCUCUCCUGGGUGUCCUUCUGGAUCGACCGCCGCGCGGUGCCGGCCCGAGUGUCCCUGGGCAUCACCACGGUGCUGACCAUGUCCACCAUCAUCACCGGAGUCAACGCCUCCAUGCCCCGGGUGUCCUACAUCAAGGCGGUGGACAUCUACCUGUGGGUCAGCUUCGUCUUCGUCUUCUUGUCCGUGUUGGAGUACGCCGCCGUCAACUACCUGUCCACCGCCCAGGACCGCCGGGAGCGCAAGCUGCGCGAGCGGGAGCGGGAGCGGGAGCGCUCGCAGUCACUGCCCUGCACCUGCGGGAUCUCUCAGACGCGGACCACGACCAUGUUGGACGGCACCUACAGCGAGGCCGACACCAACAGCCUGGCCGGCUACACCGAGGAGCCGAUGGUGCCAGAAGAGGAGCAGGAAGAGCUGCACCGGGUUCCGGAGAAGCCGGAACACAUGGUGGUCCACCUGUCGGUGAGCAGCGAGUCCACCAGCACCAAAAGGAAGAAGAGCCUGCGCGCCCUCAACAUCAUCCAGAACACGCACGCCAUUGAUAAAUACUCCCGGAUGUUUUUCCCUGGUUCCUACAUCUUUUUCAACCUCAUCUACUGGUCCGUCUACUGCUGAGAGACCUCCGGGCCACUAGGGGUGCUGUUGUGCUGGAGGUCUGCUUCUGCAAAGGGCCAGUUCCACAACACGUUCAGCUUAGAGACUUUGGGAUUUAUUGAGCAUUGAUUCGACUUUUCUUCUUUUCCCCCCCAUGCAGCAAUUUGAAUGUUCAUUAACGCUUCAUUAAGUACAAACAAAGAAAAUAGUCAUUGAAAUGCUGUUUUCAAACGACUGAUGCUCGUUCCCUCAGUCUAUUUAACCUCCCUAACUGUUGAGAAGCUCCUCAUUACUGCUGUUCCUGCCAGCUUUGCUAGGUGAAAAGUACAUUUUUGUACUUGAGUCUGAUGGUUGACAGAAGGUUAAUUGUUGUGAGAUACUCGAUUGAUAGAUUUCUUUACAUUUAAUUGUUAGUAUGUCACAAUGACACAUUUUGGCCAUAUUCUUUAAGCUGGUUAUCUCAAAACAAAUGAUCUAGGCUGCAUUUAGUGGCGCUUUUAGCUUAAUGCUAAUGCCAACAUGCUAACAUGUUUGUCUUAGCAUGAUGACGAUGUUUAGCAGCUAACAUUUACCACGUCCACCAUCACGCUAUGCUAUGCAAACAUUAGCUAGUACGGCUGAGGCUGGUGGGAAUGUCAUUAGUUGUUCUGGUCUUUAUAAUAAUCGAUCCCAGAGUUGUCGAUAAAUAUUUCACUCCAAACCACAAAAUAAAGUCCUCCUCCUGGUGGCGCUCGAGGCAUACCAAGUCGGACCGUCACCAAAGUCAGUAGGAUUCACCGUGUGGGGGAAAUACAUGUCUGUCGAAUUGCAAGAUGACCCUCCAUCUGAUAUCCUCCACAGUCUGGACCUCAGUGACGACCUGAACCGUCCCUCGAGCUCCACCGAGCAUGGCAACGCCUGCUCCUCCUGAUGACCUCGAUGUGUCUUCAUCUGAGCGUUACAGGCUGCACGAACAUCAGAGUCUUUACUCUACCGAGAUAUUUACGUCAUGUCCUUUUAAAUGGAGCCCACAUUUUAACAGAAUUUCCAUAAAGCGUUAAUUGUGAUGUGAAUAUUUAACACAUUCUCACUUCCAACUCAUCAAAGAUGGCAGCUUGGUCAGUGGCCCUAAAUCACUUCAUGUGUUAACUUAAGGAACAUUACAAUCCGUGUGGGUUUCUAUGGUCACAUUGAUAAAGCAGGUGGAUGAAAAAAAAUGAAUAUCUUUGGAUGAAGUGAAUUCAUGUUAUCUAUCUCCAGCACUUAGUAAUGAUCUGGAGAUAAGAGGCCAACAAUAAUAUUCAGCUCAUGUAUUUUUCACUGCUUUUGUAUUGCUGUGCUGUUCUGAUGUUUUCUGAUUUUAUGAUGAUUCUCUAAACUACGAAGACUUUUUGAUAAACUGGCCUCUUGGUAGCCAGGUGACAACACAAAACUGGAUUACUUAAAAGGCCCUCUUAUUUAUUGCUAAUUGCCUUAGCAUGUGAUAUAUACGGGGAUACAUGUGUUAUAAUAUCUCAAAGGUUUUUUGGUGAAUGUGAUAUUUUCUCCUCAGCGUACUGUAGUUAUUUGUCUUUGUGAGGUAACAGAAUGAACAUAAGCUGACUUAAUACAAAGUAAUUCACUACUGAAUGCAGCCAAUCACUUCAUAUCAUUGGAAUCAGCUUUCUUGUCCAUGUGGCACUGACCGGAGCUCAUGCAACAACAUGUUGGGAUUCUCAUCUGAACUUUCUUUUCCUCGUUUGAGUCCACCAUACGACUCAAACGAGCAUGACGCAUUAGAUUUAGGAAACGCUCCUAACUUAAGAUAACUGACCAGCAUAAACAUGAAGAGAGUGUGAGAAUUGCAAUUAAGCGUAAUUCAUGAGCCAAUUAAACCUUCAAAGAUCCUGCCCCUUCUUUCCCAUAUGGAGGUCCUAAUUUCAUGGAUCCAGAAGGAUCAUUUUAACACCAUCAAUAGCAACAUGGAGGUACCUGCUAGACAAGGAACAGGGAACAUUAAUGAAGAGGAAAUGGUUCCAUAUGUCUCUCGUUUUGCAGUUUGAGAUAUUAAUAUUAAUAUUUUAGUGGAUGAAUAACAGCAGAAACAUUUCACAUGUUCUUCAAUUCAAAAUACGACAAAAUUAGUGAAUGUGGGAAGUUCUACUAAAUCACUGGAAAAGCCAUUUGAGAACCGAUUUGUGUUUCUUGAUGACGCCCAAUGACUUUCACUGAACUUCUGUCAAUAAUAUUCCCUAAAUCCCCAAACUAUAGCUGCCAUUUGUAAGUGAAUACUGAAUGUGAGGCUUCUUGCAUUAUAGUUGCUCACCAUGUGUAUCUGAUGCUCUGCUGGUUGGUUCAUCACAACGGUUUCAUCUGGAAAGUUUGACGGCUGAUGAAUCAACAUCUCGACCAAUCAGCUUCUUCCCUGUGGAUUAGCUGCUCAUUAAUGUAUUCCCUUUGGCAACUCACUCCUUGAGAACACUUACAGUGUUUUAAGAAGAUGAAUAAACAUGAAGUUCAAUGCAUUUAAGAUACGCCGUGUGGUCGGAUGCACCAGAGCACUACGGUUCAGCAUUGCACGUCGACCACUGCAUCCAUACACUCUCAAGUUACAGUUACAUGUCAAACCGCCAACUAUUCAGUAACAGCAGGACGAGAACACGCUAAAUCCAACCAAACUGCUGACACUCAGAGAAUAACUCGUACUUAUAACCUCCCGGUGUGGCGUCGGCCUAUCGUUCCCGUGAGCCGUGUGGUCACUGUGAUACGGUCAGGGUCUGAAGGUCCAUGUGCCAGAGAUGUAGCCUCGCGGUCCUCUCGUGUCUGCCCCUUCAGAUUUAAUCCAAGAAACAAAUAUAAAACGUAGAUGAACCAUUGAUGUAUUAUUGACUAGUGCUCAGGCAGCGCUACUACGGAAGACAAACUGGACGCUACAGUGACUCGCUAUCGCCUCUCUGGCUACAAGCGGUACUACAAGACAGGUCGAGGCUAGCUGCUGCGCAUGCUCAUUUGAGCAGAUUUCUCUGCAACACAGACGUCUUUGACAUCAGGUUAUUCUAACCUCUUCACAUUCUGUUGUAAAUGUCAGUUUACUAUUUUAAUGUUUUUAACAACAACUCUGUCCACAUCUUACAUAUUGCACCUUUAAGGAUGUAAAAAGAUAGCAGCUACCUCUUCUGGUUUCUUAAAUGUCAAGUUUUCUGAAAUGUUGUGUUUUUGUAAAUGCUGUGAAUUCUGUAACGUUGUGGUGUUAAAAAGAGGAUGUAUGUUUAAUUUAUUUAAUUUGACUUAAUAACCACUCACCCAGUGAGAGGGUAAGACAGAAACCGGCCUGUGGAUUCAAACCGAGGACCGCUGCACCUCUAUGGAAGUGAAACGUUAAAACCCCUCAUUUAAAGCCACGAUGGGAACCGACAUGCACAUUUGUACAUUUUUAUGAGGUGGUACAAAUUGUUAAAAUUAUCCCUGUAAAUUGUAAAGUACAUAUAUUUUUUGGAGUCAUACAUGUGUGAAGUAAAAAAAAGAAGAUUUGGAGCCGAGGAAAUAUAAAGUUCUUUCAGAUCCCGAAAACCUUUAAAAAAAUAUUCACAAUUGAUUCAUAUUCUAAUAGAGUGACAUUUGAAAUAUACUGGUUGUGCUAAUGUAUUGUAACAAUGUAAAGUAUUUAUUAAAACAUUCAAAUAAUGUUAUAUACAGGACUGUCUCAGAAAAUUAGAAUAUUGUGAUAAAGUUCUUUAUUUUCUGUAAUGCAAUUAAAAAAACAAAAAUGUCAUGCAUUCUGGAUUCAUUACAAAUCAACUGAACUAUUGCAAGCCUUUUAUUCUUUUAAUAUUGCUGAUUAUGGCUUACAGCUUAAGAAAACUCUAAAAUCCUAUCUCAUAAAAUUUUAAUAUUUCCUCAGACCAAGUAAAAAAAAAGAUUUAUAACAGCUGAGUGUUUGUCAAGGCUCAGGAAACCCUUGCAGGUGUUUCGAGUUAAUUAGACAAUUCAAGUGAUUUGUUUAAUACCCUACUAGUAUACUUUUUCAUGAUAUUCUAAUAUUUAGAGAUAGGAUAUUUGAGUUUUCUUAAGCUGUAAGCCAUAAUCAGCAAUAUUAAAAGAAUAAAAGGCUUGCAAUAUUUCAGUUGAUUUGUAAUGAAUCCAGAAUGCAUGACAUUUUUGUUUAUUUAAUUGCAUUACAGAAAAUAAAGAACUUCAUCACAAUAUUCUAAUUUUCUGAGACAGUCCUGUAUAUAAGUGUAGCCAUUUAUAGACCAAGCUGUGUGUCUAAUCUAAUCAAAUACAGUCAUGAACAGUUCUAUAGAAUUACAGCAUGUUACAGUUAUUCACAACUGGGUGAACAUUGUUCAACUGAAAAUGUGAAAACAUUUGAAUGAUAAUAUUUAAUGUCCAGAGUAAAGUUGUAUUCAUACAUACAGUAUGCACAUCUAUUACAUUUCUACCUUUUUUGUUCCUAUCUUAUGAAAUGUUGUGUAGGCCUUUCACUGUAAGCAUUCAUGUGUUGCUACUGACAUUAAUGAAUGUGACACUGUAUUUAUCAGGGUAUAUUAAAUGUAAUUAUGAUGAA